ACAACACUCUGAGUCUGAGAAGGAUCAAUUCCAGUGCUAUGAAAAAUGAAUGCUGAGAUAAACUUGAUGUAUUGCGUAUAAGAGUUAUCCCCUCAGCCCGUCAUAAAAUGUGAUUCAAAUAGAUCCCCGCCGCGGUUGUUAUACACACAGAGAGGGCAUACACUCCUCCUCUUUCUUUCUCUCUACAAAUGGCCGAUCAGACUGUCGUCCUUUCUCCCCCUACUUCAGUUGGAAAGAAUCGUGCUGAGUUCAAUGGUGACAGGAUUGAUAAUACGCUUCUGAUCGAUAUUCGUGACAUCUCUUUUGGGCCCAUGAUCAAUGAUGGCGCCUACUCCAUUGUCUAUGAAGGAUUGUAUAAAUCUACACCUGUCGCUAUAAAAGUAAUACAGCCAGAAAAAGCGGUGAAUGUGAGUCCUCAGCGGAAAGGCAAAUUUGAGCGGGAAGUUAUGCUGUUGGCUAGAAUGCAGCAUGAAAAUGUUGUGAAGCUUAUUGGUGCCGUCAUGGAACCAGCCCUGAUUUUAGUUACAGAACUUCUGAGUUGCGGUACACUUCAAAGGUACUUGUGGAGUGUCCGACCCAAUUGCCCAGAUUUGAAGCUUUCUUUAAAUUUCGCAUUGGAUAUCUGUCGAGCCAUGGAACAUUUGCACAGUAAUGGCAUCAUGCACCGCGACUUGAAACCCAGUAAUCUUCUUCUCACUGAUGACAAGAUAGUUAAGCUGGCUGACUUUGGACUGGCCAGGGAGGAGGCAGAAACCGAAAUGACUAGUGAAGCUGGAACCUAUCGUUGGAUGGCUCCCGAGGUCUUUAAUACUGACUCGUUGGGACCGUUGAAGCAUUACAAUCAUAAGGUGGAUGUCUACAGUUUCUCGUUGAUUCUUUGGGAGAUGCUGACAAACAGAACUCCUUACAAAGGACGAAACAACAUCAUGGUGGCAUAUGCAUCAGCCAAGAACAUGAGGCCUAAUGUGGAUAACAUCCCGAGGAACCUUGGCUCCCUCAUCACCGCCUGUUGGGCGGAGAACCCUGCAGACAGACCAGAGUUCGUGCAAAUAUCAGAAACCUUAGAAAACAUUCUCGGAAAUAUUACCGAUGAUAUGCUUGUGCCAGAAGCAAAUUCUCUGAUGAAUGAAGAUGCAGAUUCUCCCGGCACAAGCUGGUUGAUGGACCAGGCUAUUGCCAAUUUGAACCGGAAGAAGCUUAAGAAGAAGAAUAAGAAAAAGAAAGCUGCUCUCUGUUGCUGUUUCUCAAGCUCUUCCGAGGACUCUCUCUAGAGGCCGUUUGGUAGCUGAAAAGAGUCAUUCCAAAGAACAUGUUUGACGGGAACAAGUUUGCUGUCAUCAUCCAUACAUACAUACAAUUUAUAAAACAUAUACACAACACAAACAUUGUUACACAAAAAAACAAUUGUACACAUAAAAAUUGCCUCAGGUGUGAGCCCAAAUAAGAGUUAAUAGUUUUGCUUUGGCAUUUGCAACUUGCAAACACUUUAGGAAACUACAGAGUUACAGAGUGUUUGGGUUAUAGGAAAA
Molecule: messenger RNA, 1529 nt
Organism: Ipomoea triloba (trilobed morning glory)
Lineage: Eukaryota; Viridiplantae; Streptophyta; Magnoliopsida; Solanales; Convolvulaceae
Product: serine/threonine-protein kinase STY13-like
Exons: 6
Coding region: 189-1271 (360 amino acids)
Biological process (GO): protein phosphorylation
Molecular function (GO): protein kinase activity; ATP binding
Source: RefSeq, a predicted model, not a curated record